UACAUUUUAAGACCCUUUUGAUUUUGUGAUCUCUAGAACAAAAUUCAAUACACAAAAUAAAAAUUAAAGACAGUUUAUAUUAAAAGUGCAAAAGAAGUAACACUGAAAAACAACAAUGGCUUCACAACAGCAGCAGAGAAGAGAUAACACAACACAAGAGAGAAAGUUACAAGUUGAGCAAAACCUUGUGCCUAAACGAGCUACUCAGUUUGAGGAGCUAGCUCAUAAGGCUACUGACUCCGCAGUCGCGGCAGCUGCGACUGUGGAAGCGGAAAGAAGGAGUGCUGGUAAAGGAGGGAGUACUACGGUUGUCAUUGGUGUUGGCCAUGCCGGUGGCGGAGGAGGAGGUGGAGGUUAUACUCAGCCGCAGCAGCACAUGAGAGAGAGUGGGACUACUCACAUUGGUAUGGGCCAGGCUCAAACCGGAGGCGGUGGAGGUGGGCUGACACAGUCUCGUCAGCAGCAGAUGAGAGACAUUGAGAGUACUGAGUUUGAGUCGCUUACUAAUAGAGUUGGUGGACUAGAGUUUGGAAGUGGUGUUCAGCAGCAGAGAGGAUCAUCUAAUCAGGAGCAGGCUCGCAGGGAUACGAGCCAUGGUGUGUCGAAGCAGGCGGUGGGGAGGGAUACGAGCCACAGUGUGUCGAAGCAGGCGGGAGGAAGGGAUACGAGCCAUGGUGUGGGAUGGCAGGCGGGGGGAAGGGAAACGAGUCAUGGUGUAGCGGCGGGAAGGGAUACGAGCCAUGGAUCGGCGAAAGGGCCGACUUCGGUGGGGAAGUUUGAGAUGAAAGAAGAUAUGGGAAUGGAAAGGGGAAGAGGAGUGCAAGAAAAAGCUGUGACAGGAAGAAAGUAUGAUGAAAAACUGAAGCAAGAGACAGAGUCUUUGGAAGAGAUUUCCAAACAUAGGCAGACUGCUCAACAGAACUCUAUUGAUGCUGUUCAAGCAGCUCAAGAAAGGUAUGGGAAAGCAAAGGAAGAUGCAGCAAAUGCAGCUUGGGAAGCCAAAGAAGCAGCAAAACAUGGAUUAGGGGCAGCUGCGACAAAAACGGCUGAAUUAGGAUCCAAGGCUCAAGAAAAAGCCCGUGCAGGAGUUGGGGUAACAACCCAAUACGUAUCAGAGAGCACUCGUCCAGUGGUUCAGACAGCUGCAGAGAAAGCAAGACAAGCUAAAGAUGCAGCAAUAGCUGCAGGCCAAAAGUCCAUGGAAUACACUGGGGAAAAGGCGGCACAAGCUAAAGAUGCAGCCAUGACUGCUGGCCAAAAGACCAUGGAAUACACUGGAGAAAAGGCGGUACAAGCUAAAGAUGCAGCCAUGACUGCAGGCCAAAAGUCCAUGGAAUACACAGGGGAAAAGGCUGUACAAGCCAAAGAUACCACAGUUGGAACCACGAAAACUGUUGCUGGUUACGUGGGAGAAAAGGCGGUGGCUGCAAAGGAUGUUGCAUUGCAAACUGGUAAAACUGCUGCUGGUUAUGCAGGGAAGGUAGCCGAAGAGGUGAAGGAUCAGGCUGUAGUUGCUGGGUGGGGAGCUGCACAUUACACUACAGAGGCUGCAGUAGAGGCUACGAAGAUGGCAGGCGGGGUGGUUGGGAAAGCGAAGGACGUGGUAGCAAGUGCUGCACAUAAGGCGACUGAAUUGGCUGAGAAGCCAGUAGUUAUGGCAAAAGAUAUGGCUGUGGGCACUGGUGAAAAACUCGCGGACUACACUGCUAGGAAGAAGACUGAGGCCAAAAUAUACAAAGAAGAGAAGCAUAUAUACUUUGAUGCGGGAGAGAAUCAACCUUCGUCUGGUGAAGGAGUAACCGGUAUGAUCCAAAAAGGAACAGAGAAGGUGAAGGACAUGGGAAGAGGAGCGAUGGGAUCUACACCUCGUGGUGGAGGCACCGAAAUGUACCAGGAAACCGAGGGAGUUACCAGAAGUGGAGGAGCUACCGGAGGUGGAGGAGUUACCAGUAUGAUCCAAAAAGGCGCAGAGAAGGUGAAGGGCAUAGGAAGAGGAGUGAUGGGAUCUUCACCUGGUAGCGGAGUCACAGAAAUGUUCUAGGAAGCCAAGGAGACGGUCAAGGACGGAGCAUCUAAAGUGGGAGAAGGAGGCGAGAUAAUUACAGAGAAAGGUGAAGAAGUGCUCGGUGCAAUAGGCGAAACUAUAGUUGAGAUUGCACAGCACACUACCAAUCUUGUUGCCGGAGCCGGGCCAGCAACAGGGCAGCAAACUGAAGUCAAGGAGAAGAAGCUGGAGCAUCAAGAUAGAAAGAAAUACUGAAUAAGUUUGUAGUAAUUUAUAAUGCAAGUCUUUUGUAAGAAGUCUGGUUUUGGGUUUUUUUUUGGGUUAGUUACUUUUGUUAAUCAGGAUAAUGUGUGAAGUUAUAUAGUGUUACCUAGUAGUAUGGUGAAUAAACUAUAUAUUAGAAAAUGGAAUUAUGGAAUACAAGUUUAUCAUGUUAGAUAAAAUAAAAGUCAAUAUUUUUUGUUCAAAAUUAGCAUUGUGAAAAUCCUAUUCUCACAAGGUAUCAAUCCAAACGUUAGCCAAAUCUCGUUCUUCUUCUUGAAUAUAGUCCAAUAACCAAAAGGUUUGUACUUGAUGUUGAAAAGGAAGGCCGUUCAAAAAAAAAGUUAUACUUUAUGCUUACAAAAUUAAAAUAAGCUACGAC
This is a messenger RNA of Chenopodium quinoa (quinoa), 2648 nucleotides long. Its product is annotated as seed biotin-containing protein SBP65-like. The transcript has 3 exons. NCBI's taxonomy places the organism in Eukaryota, Viridiplantae, Streptophyta, Magnoliopsida, Caryophyllales, Amaranthaceae. The record is from RefSeq and is a predicted model, not a curated record. Bases 116 to 2041 code for a protein of 641 amino acids.